Molecule: messenger RNA, 932 nt
Organism: Nematolebias whitei (Rio pearlfish)
Lineage: Eukaryota; Metazoa; Chordata; Actinopteri; Cyprinodontiformes; Rivulidae
Product: inositol 1,4,5-trisphosphate receptor type 1
Exons: 7
Coding region: 132-932 (266 amino acids)
Biological process (GO): transmembrane transport; calcium ion transport
Cellular component (GO): membrane
Molecular function (GO): monoatomic ion channel activity
Source: RefSeq, a predicted model, not a curated record
UUGUUCUGACUGCUGUGUUGGCCCUUAUCCUCGUCUACCUCUUCUCCAUUGUGGGGUAUAUCUUCUUCAAAGAUGACUUCAUUUUGGCUGUUGACAGGAUACCCAACAAAACUCUAGAACAUGGAGCCAGCAUGAUAGGAGAGUUUUUUUCUGGUGGAGUUUGUCAGAAGGAAAAUGGAGAAAAUUGCACAGCAGAAGCUGUAAAAGAUGCCCCCCUUGUUGUCCAACCAUCAGUGGUGAUUGAGGACAAAGAGCGAACGUGUGAUUCCUUACUCAUGUGUAUUGUCACGGUACUGAGUCAUGGCCUCAGGAGUGGAGGAGGUGUUGGGGACGUCCUGCGGAAGCCAUCCAAAGAGGAGCCUUUGUUUGCAGCCAGAGUCAUCUACGACCUGCUCUUCUUCUUCAUGGUCAUCAUUAUCGUUCUCAAUCUCAUCUUUGGUGUCAUCAUCGAUACUUUUGCUGACCUGAGAAGUGAAAAGCAGAAGAAAGAAGAAAUCCUGAAGACAACAUGCUUCAUUUGUGGUUUGGAAAGAGAUAAGUUUGACAACAAGACAGUAACUUUUGAAGAGCACAUCCAAGUUGAACACAACAUGUGGCACUACCUAUUCUUCAUCGUCCUGGUGAAGGUGAAGGACUCCACAGAGUUCACAGGGCCCGAAAGCUAUGUAGCUGAAAUGAUCAGGGAUCACAACUUGGACUGGUUUCCACGAAUGCGAGCCAUGUCCCUGGUGAGCAGCGACGCAGACGGGGAGCAGAACGAAAUCAGGAAUCUGCAGGAGAAACUGGAGUCCACCAUGAAACUGGUGACCAACCUGUCGGGCCAGCUGACCGAGCUCAAGGAGCAGAUGACCGAACAAAGGAAGCAGAAGCAGCGGAUCGGCCUGUUGGGGCACCCUCAGCACAUGAACGUCAACCCCCAGCAGCCUGCGUGA